This is a messenger RNA of Echinops telfairi (small Madagascar hedgehog), 2555 nucleotides long. RefSeq names its product inositol monophosphatase 1 (gene IMPA1). Gene Ontology annotation, molecular function: inositol monophosphate 1-phosphatase activity. Lineage: Eukaryota; Metazoa; Chordata; Mammalia; Afrosoricida; Tenrecidae. The transcript has 9 exons. Gene Ontology annotation, biological process: signal transduction; phosphatidylinositol phosphate biosynthetic process; inositol metabolic process. The record is from RefSeq and is a predicted model, not a curated record. The coding region runs from base 322 to 1155 and encodes 277 amino acids.
AGAAUCUGCCUUAUGCAAAGCUCCUAUCACACUGCCUGUUCUGGAAGUACAUAUUUUGUGUCUUCCUUCAGAGCUGCUUUGCCCAAUGACUUUCUCAUUUUGACAUAAUUCCAAUCUUGUCCUGUUUUCUCUCCUUUCUCCGAGUGUGUGUUUGCUGUGUGACAGGAUGUGAACGCUCUGGGAGACAUCUCGGUGGCACAGUGAUUAAGCACUCAACUGUGAACCCCAAGGCUGGCAGUUUGAGCCUAUCUGCCGGAGAAAGAUGACGCAGCCUGCAUCCGUAGAUUUACAGAAUCCACUCGGUGGCAGUGAGUUUUCGGAAUGGCUGACCCUUGGCAGGAAUGCAUGGAUUAUGCAGUGGCCCUAGCAAGACAAGCCGGAGAGGUGGUUUGUGACGCUCUGAAAAAGGAAAUGAAUGUCAUGAUUAAAAGUUCCCCAGCUGAUUUGGUAACGGCGACAGACCAAAAAGUUGAAAAAAUGCUUUUCUCUGCCAUAAAAGAAAAAUACCCAUCUCACAGUUUCAUUGGCGAAGAGUCCGUGGCAGCUGGAGAGAAAAGUACUUUAACGGACAACCCUACGUGGAUCAUUGAUCCUAUUGAUGGGACCACUAACUUUGUGCAUAGAUUUCCAUUUGUAGCUGUUUCUAUUGGCUUUGUUGUAAAUAAGAAGAUGGAGUUUGGAGUGGUGUACAGUUGCGUGGAGGACAAGAUGUACACUGGCAGGAAAGGAAAAGGUGCCUUCUGUAAUGGCCUGCGACUACAGGUUUCCCAACAAGCAGAUAUCACCAAAUCGCUCUUGGUGACCGAGUUUGGCUCCUCCAGAACACCAGAGACUGUCAGAGUUAUCCUUUCAAACAUAGAAAAGCUACUCGGUCUCCCUGUUCAUGGGAUCCGAGGUGUUGGCACAGCAGCUGUUAAUAUGUGCCUUGUGGCCACGGGAGGAGCAGAUGCAUACUACGAGAUGGGAAUUCACUGCUGGGAUAUGGCAGGAGCCGGCAUUAUUGUUACUGAAGCUGGUGGCGUGCUGCUGGAUGUAACAGGUGGGCCGUUUGACUUGAUGUCACGAAGAAUAAUUGCUGCAUGUAACAGAACAAUAGCUGAAAGGCUAGCCAAAGAACUUCAGAUCAUACCGUUUCAAAGAGACGACGAAGAUUAAUUCCAACAUUUUCAACAUACCCGGCUGCUGUUGCUUGUCUCCAAAUUUUCUACACAUUGAUGAGUUACAAAAUUGAGGGCAUAUGUUGUACAUGUACAAUACAUUAUUUAAAUGGCUUUUGAUGUCUAACAAAUUGGAAAAUGUUCCAUAUUUUACUGAGACUAGGUAUUUAAGAGCAGAUGAAAUAAUCCGUUUCAUUGUUUCCAAAAGUUUUGUGUGGAAAAUAUCAAGGCUGGAGAGUUAAUGGGUAGGCUUCACUCCGUGUCAUAGCCAGUUAGCAAUUUUGAGUUACUAAGUAAAUAUGUUUUCCUGAACUAGUGACUAUUAUUUAGAUUAGUGACUAUUAGUAGCCCUCUUAGAAAAUAAACUUUACUGGGGGAAAGCGUUCUUCCACUUCCCAAAGCCCGUCUGUGUUUGGGGCGGCGUGAUGAGCCCCUCCCCGAGGAAGGCUGCGGGUUUGCAGGGAGCCUUCUCUGCGCCCCUCGUCGUGGUGCAACCGCACCGAGCACUGCGCCUGCGCAGCAGCAGUCUCCGCAAACAAGCAGUUUUGAAAAAGUGACUAUGGAAGGCCGCAGUUGCUAGGAAUAACACUCAUAAAGUAAUGAGCUCGCCGUUCUGUAUUUUAGCUUCAGAUUUCGAAGGGAAAAUGUCGCGGGUGUCCUUUUAAACAUUUCACAUACCAUUUCCAUUGGCCUUUCACGUGGUCAUUCCACUUCAAGUCACCGUACCUCCAAGUUUGCUUGCUUGUGGACGUGUCUUCAAUUAGCAGGGUGUCAGAACAGUGCAUUUCAGUAUUACUAUUUUUUAUUCACUUUAAGGUGAGAGAGCUCAAAUGACAUUAUAGAAACGUCCUUUUCAGGUAUCCCAUGUAAUUAGAUACAAUAUGUUAUUUUACUAACAUCCCAAUUUACUGACAGACCAAUUUGGCUGCGUGUAGGAAACCCAAACUUCGGCAAAUGCACUAUGCUAAUAUUGAGCUAUGUGGUGUUGUCCCAAACUCCUCUUUAACUUUGCUUCUAGUGAGGUUUAUUCAACCUUUAGGUAUUCCUUACACGUCUUUGGCUUCUCAGAUUUGAAAAGAAAAUUGUACCAGUCAAUCGAUGUUUUUAAAGGACUCCCUUAUUGUUUAGCCUUGUCUCUUGACACGAGAACAGACUAAAACCUCAUGUGGGCCUGGGGUUUGAUAACAAGAACGUACCAUGAGCUUCGUAAGGGUUAAGGUCCGGGUGGUUUCAUUGCCAUAUUUAUCCAAUACAUUAAAUAUGAAGACAGAUGAUAAUUCUAAAUCUGUACAGUUGGUUGUGUGUACUUAAAAUAUCUCAGCAUUGUUUUUUAAGACGGUUGUACAAUUUCUGAGAGUUGUGAAUUAAACUUUAAAUUAAAAUGUAAUUGGUAUUUAA